AUGCCUGGCCUUCCCACUAGUAUCGAUCUCGAUGAGUGCAUCGAGCGACUCUAUCGGAAAGAGCUCCUUGCGGAGCCAGUGAUUGAAGCUGUAUGCGCGAAGACAAAAGAGCUAUUAAUGAAAGAGAGCAAUGUGGUCCAUAUUAUGGCGCCGGUUACCGUUGUGGGAGAUAUCCAUGGCCAAUUCUUCGAUUUAUUAGAAAUCUUCCGUAUCGGCGGAUUCUGCCCUGAUACAAAUUAUCUUUUUCUUGGCGACUAUGUCGACCGUGGCCUUUUCAGUGUGGAAACUAUUUCUCUGCUAGUCUGCCUCAAACUCCGAUACCCCCACCGAGUCCAUCUAAUCCGCGGUAAUCACGAAUCUCGCGGCGUAACCCAAUCCUACGGCUUCUACACUGAGUGCGCCCGCAAAUAUGGCAAUGCUAACGUAUGGCACUACUUCACGGAUAUGUUCGAUUACUUAACGCUGAGCGUGGUGAUCAAUGAUGAGAUUUUCUGUGUUCACGGUGGUCUUUCUCCUUCUAUUCACUCUCUGGACCAGAUCAAGAUUAUUGACCGGUUCCGUGAAAUUCCCCAUGAGGGCCCGAUGGCUGAUCUGGUCUGGUCUGAUCCUGAUCCUGAACGGGAUGAAUUCUCUCUUUCUCCGCGUGGUGCUGGCUAUACCUUUGGAGCGCAGGUUGUUCGGAAGUUCCUGGAAGUCAAUAAGAUGUCCCAUAUUCUACGGGCGCAUCAGCUAUGCAAUGAGGGUUAUCAGAUUCUUUUUGAUGACCGCUUAAGUACGGUUUGGAGUGCUCCCAACUAUUGCUACCGCUGCGGAAACCUCGCCAGUGUUUUAGAAGUUAGCGACAAUAUGGAACGCUUCUUCAAUAUCUUUGAUGCGGCACCUGAGAACGACAUCCACAGGAGUGAGCAACAGGCACAGCAGAACAGAGACUCCCAGCCUGUGAUUGACUAUUUCUUGUGA
Penicillium pulvis is the source of this 960-nucleotide messenger RNA. RefSeq names its product serine/threonine-protein phosphatase. The coding region runs from base 1 to 960 and encodes 319 amino acids. Gene Ontology annotation, cellular component: FAR/SIP/STRIPAK complex. Gene Ontology annotation, molecular function: protein serine/threonine phosphatase activity. The transcript is spliced from 3 exons. The record is from RefSeq and is a predicted model, not a curated record. Gene Ontology annotation, biological process: peptidyl-serine dephosphorylation. Lineage: Eukaryota; Fungi; Ascomycota; Eurotiomycetes; Eurotiales; Aspergillaceae.